Messenger RNA from Penicillium macrosclerotiorum, 441 nucleotides. RefSeq lists its product as uncharacterized. The record is from RefSeq and is a predicted model, not a curated record. The transcript has a single exon. Lineage: Eukaryota; Fungi; Ascomycota; Eurotiomycetes; Eurotiales; Aspergillaceae. Bases 1 to 441 code for a protein of 146 amino acids.
AUGUCGCGAAGUGUCUUGCUAUGUCCGUGUAUGUCUGCAUCCCGGACAGGAUCCCAGGACGAGCCCGGAAGUCGUCCUCACGGCCGGCGGUCGGGAAUUGACGCUGCCCCUCACGGGCCUCAGGCUGGCGAUGCCCGUCCACCGCCCCAAACCCUCGGCCUAUUCCCAUCGGGAAAUGGGCCCGGGAGUAGUGCUGCGAUCUCCGCGCUCUCCUCGUUGCCCCCCCCCUCAUUCCCAUCUUUCUGCUGGCGUCUCCGCAUUUCGCUGGAGCGUGCCUUGAAAGUCUGGCAAACCACUCGGACGGUGACUGCUACUUCUCUUACUACUACUACUCUUACCGCUACUCUUAUUACUACUACUACUACUACUACUACUACUACUACUACUACUACUACUACUGUACUACUGGACUACUGGACUAGUGGACUAGGGGCCGUCUGA